This is a messenger RNA of Priapulus caudatus, 380 nucleotides long. RefSeq names its product ras association domain-containing protein 8-like. The transcript has a single exon. The annotation marks the transcript as partial. NCBI's taxonomy places the organism in Eukaryota, Metazoa, Priapulida, Priapulimorpha, Priapulimorphida, Priapulidae. The record is from RefSeq and is a predicted model, not a curated record. Gene Ontology annotation, biological process: signal transduction.
AGAUGGAAUUGAAGGUGUGGGUGGAGGGCAUUCAGCGCAUCAUCUGUGGCGUCAGCGAGCAGACGACAUGUCAAGACGUCGUCGUCGCCCUCGCGCACGCGACGGGGAAGACCGGUCGCUUCGUGCUCGUCGAGCGUUGGCGUGACAACGAGAAGCUGAUGUCGCCGGCGGAGUCUCCCGCGCGCGCGCUCUCUAAGUGGGGCGAGUACGCCGCGGAGGUGCAGUUCAUCCUACGCAAGUCGGACUCGCAGAGCCGCCCGCCGUCCGUCCAGCAUGGAUACCUCUCCGCAAUGCCUGACUUCUACGGAGACUCCGGCGGCGGCGGCGGCGGCGGCGGCGGCGGGCGCGGCGUGCGGAAGAUGGCGACGUUUAGCGGUGCC